CAAAGUUUCGAUAAUCGAUCACUAUUCAAUAUAUCAUUAAUACCACUGUUACUACGAUCAUUAUGUUAGCGAGAAGACUUAAAGGCUCAUUAAUUUAUAGCUAUUCAAAUUCACUACAAACUUUCCAGGCUCGGUUAUAUCAUGCCAAUACAAGUUGCAAUGGCUUCAAAGGGACAGUUGCUCGGACCCCAUUGAUAAGACUGAACAAGUUAAGUGAAAAAACAGGAUGCAACAUCAUGGUGAAAGCUGAGUUCCUUAAUCCUGGGGGUUCAGUCAAAGACAGAGCAGCAUUGUAUCUCAUUAAAGAUGCAGAAGAAAGAGGACAAUUGCAACCAGGUGGUACAGUUGUAGAGGGGACUGCUGGCAAUACAGGGAUUGGCUUGGCUCAUAUGACCCUGGCAUCUGGUUAUAAAUGUGUCAUAUUCAUGCCUGACACACAGUCACAAGAGAAAAUUGACAUGUUAAAAGUUCUAGGGGCAGAUGUGAGACCAGUACCAGCCGUGCCAUAUGAUGAUCCAAAUAAUUAUAACCAUCAGGCAAAAAGAUUUGCGGACAGUUUGGAAAACGCAAUUUGGACAAACCAGUUUGAUAACACAGCCAACAGAAGGGCACACUAUGAAACAACGGGACCCGAGAUUUGGAAACAAACGGAAGGAACGAUCGAUGCUAUUACAUUCUCAACUGGAACGGGUGGAACAAUUGCUGGUUCAGGAAUGUAUUUAAAACAAAAGAAACCUGGUGUAAAAGUUGUUAUAGCUGAUCCCCCGGGAAGUGUUUUAUACCAAUAUUUUAAAAGUGGUAAAUUGGAAAGAACUGGCAAUGAUUCCAUUACUGAAGGAAUUGGCCAAGGUAGAGUCACAAAUAAUAUGAAAGGAGCGUUUGAUGAUGGAGUGUUUGAUGAUGCAAUUCACGUUCCUGAUGAAGACUCCGUCGAAAUGGUAUUUUAUUUACUUCAUGAAGAAGGUUUUUUUGUCGGUGCCUCAUCAGGCUUGAAUGUUGCUGCUGCUGUAAAGAUUGCCAAAAAGCUCGGCCCAGGCCACACAAUUGCAACGUGUUUAUGUGAUACUGGUCAGCGCUAUUAUGCAAGACUGUUCAAUAAACAAUGGCUUCAUCAAAAAGGUCUCCUGGAAAUAAUUCCCGAAAAAUAUCGACAUGCCUUACAUUGAAUGAGAAAUUAGAGAAUUAUACUCAUAGCUGAAAUACCCGAGAUGAUCGGCAAAAUAAACUUGGCGUGAAAUGCGUAUUAAUAAUGUAAUUUUUAUCAUCAGGUAGUCUGAAUUUUCGUAUUAAAUUGGUCGCAUUAAACAACAGUGGUUUUCUCCUCAUUAAAAAUAGCGGAUAUUAUAAUUGAACAUAUAUAACGAAAAUUCCUUUACGGAUAUUGGAAAGGAAUUUUGACGGGAAGUUCAGAAGAUUUGAACAACGCGUUGCUGUCAUUGCUUUGCAGUUUGUAUACAACGUGCAGACUGCCGAACAUAUUUGGCCAAUUUGCGCGAUGAGAAUGGGUCAAAUGGCGACACUGUCCAUCCCAUUUCUAAUGUUCUAUGUUUCAAUUACGUUUGGGAAAUCCGUAGAGCCAACACAACCUUAUGAAGAGGCAUUUCUAGCACGAGAGGAAUACAGUUUGCCCAAGCUGCCGUACAAUGAGAGUGAUCUAGAACCUUAUAUCGAUGAAGAAACAGUGAAAUUGCAAUAUUCCGUGCACCAUUAUGGUUAUACGCAAAAGCUGAAUCAUGUUUUGAAAGUGUGGAGAAAUUCUAGCGAAGAAGUGCAGGAGCUUGCAUCAAAAUCAGUAGUUGAUAUAUUAACGAAUAUCAACGAUGUACCUGAAAGAUAUAGAUAUCAUGUAAAGAAUGUUGCUGGAGGAUACUUUAGUCAUUCCUUAUAUUGGUCAACAAUGACUCCAAAUCCAACUGGUGAAAUACGCGUGCCGGGUCAACUAACUCAACAUCUUAUCUCUCAAACUUUCGCCAACCCAGAUGGCCUACGGAAAUGGAUCUUCCACGAAGCCUUGGAUUUAUUUGGAUCUGGUAACGUGUGGGUUUGCGUAGAUCCCAAGCAACCCCAACAUAUAACCAUUUAUACGUUAAUAAACGAAGAUACCCCGUUUAGCCAUGGUUUGUACCCCAUACUGGUUGUGGACCUUUGGGAGCGUGCGUACUAUCUUAAGCACCGAAACAAUAGAAAGGACUACCUGGAAGCAUGGUGGAAAUUAAUUAACUGGAAGACGGUGGAAAAUUUAAUCAAGCGCUACGGCGUCAAUCAAUUUCACGAUGAACUAUGACAACGACACAUUUUAUGCAAGAAAAUAUGCAUUGAUUGGAAAUAUACAAGAUUAAAUUACAAUCGAACGCAAAUGACGUUGAAAGUUUUUGAUAAUCUGUUAAAUAAAUAAAUGUGUAUUUAAAAAA
Messenger RNA from Xenia sp. Carnegie-2017, 2411 nucleotides. Its product is annotated as cysteine synthase 1-like. Gene Ontology annotation, cellular component: cytoplasm. The coding region runs from base 63 to 1166 and encodes 367 amino acids. The transcript has 18 exons. Gene Ontology annotation, molecular function: cysteine synthase activity. The record is from RefSeq and is a predicted model, not a curated record. NCBI's taxonomy places the organism in Eukaryota, Metazoa, Cnidaria, Anthozoa, Malacalcyonacea, Xeniidae.